AUGGUUCAAGUCUGGUAUAUGGACGACACUGAUAGCGAUCAACGUUUAGAUCAUCAUAGACAACCUCCAAAAUAUCUUUCUUUGUCUGAAUUAUUCAAACGUACUGGAGUGGAACAUUUCAAGAUCAAUCCACAAAAUUACGGAUCAGAUAAAAUAUUACAAGAGUUAAGGUCAAAGCGCGGAUAUUCUUAUGAAGAUGAGAUUGUGUGUUCAGAAGAAUGCUUGCGAGAUUAUGAUAAUAAACUGAAAACUUUUUUUACGGAACAUCUACAUACUGACGAAGAGAUUCGAUUAGUAUUAGAAGGAUCAGGAUACUUUGAUGUUCGAGAUAAAAAUGAUGAAUGGAUACGGAUCAAAGUUCAAUCAGGAGAUUUGAUAAUUAUUCCUAGCGGGAUAUAUCAUCGAUUUACGUUGGACAUGAAUAACUACAUAAAAGCAAAACGUUAUUUUGUUGGUGAACCAGUAUGGCUACCUUAUAACCGGCCAGCUGAUGAAAUGGAAUGCCGUCAAACAUAUUUAGAGCGUUUAAAAAAUAAUUUUAAUGCUGUUAUAUAA
Molecule: messenger RNA, 555 nt
Organism: Cotesia congregata
Lineage: Eukaryota; Metazoa; Arthropoda; Insecta; Hymenoptera; Braconidae
Source: the annotation of a GenBank genome assembly